CACCGUGUUUCACCGUCUUGAAGCUCGCGAAUUCGCAAGACCCUAUCCCUCUUCCCCCAAACCCUGGUAGGCUGGUGCCCACCCAUCUGCACACUCUCCUCAACCUUCACUGCAACUUCAGGCGAGAGAAAGCGAGAAGGAAGAGUAGAGAGGGAGAGGGGGGUCUUCUCCUAUUAGGUUUCACAAAGGUUAAUCCAGAGGAGAGAGAGGAUGUCGUCGACCCUACUGGAGGUGACUCGUGGGGGUCACGAAGAAGUCGAACGGCUAGAGAGACUCAUCGUGAAGGAUCUCCAGAACGAACCAGCAACGAGCAAGGAUCGCCUCUUCCAGAGCCACCGUGUUCGCAAGAUGAUCCACCAAAUUACCUCGACAACGCACAAAGUCAUUGAGGUUUACGAUGACAAAGAUAAUGCGAGGAAGGAUGAGAUUGCUGCUCUUGGAGGCCAGACAGCCACUGGAACGAACGUGUUUAGUGCAUUUUAUGACAGAUUAAAAGAGAUUCGUGAGUACCAUAGACGUCAUUCUGCUGCACGUGUUGUCGAUGCCAAUGAGGAGUACGAGGAGCUACUCAAAGAGGAACCACGGAUCGAGUUCAGUGGAGAGGAAGCCUUUGGACGGUAUUUAGAUUUGCAUGAAUUAUAUAAUGUUUAUAUCAAUUCUAAAUUUGGGGAGCCCAUUGAGUACUCUGCUUACCUUGACGUUUUUUCACAACCACAUAAGAUUCAUCGGAAACUGAAGUUAACAAGGCAAUACAAGGAGUAUUUGGACAAACUAAUGGGGUAUUUAAUGCAUUUUUUUGAGCGGACAGAGCCCUUGCAAGAUCUUGAUAGAAUUUUCUCAAAGGUAAUAACUGAAUUCGAGGAGCAAUGGGCUAAUGGCAAGGUACAAGGUUGGGAGAAUGAGGGUCAAGAAAAUGGACCCAUUCCAGUUCAGCCUACUGUAAUUGAUCUUGAUUAUUACAGCACAGUUGAAGAGUUGGUGGAAGUUGGACCUGAGAAGUUAAAGGAGGCGUUGGCUGUGCUAGGACUGAAGACGGGUGGUACUGUUCAGCAGCGUGCAGAGAGGCUUUUCCUUACAAAGCACACGCCUCUUGAACAGUUGGAUAGGAAACAUUUUGCCAAAGGUUUACAUAGGUCAGAGCAGAAUGGCAUUGCUGCAGCUCCACGACAAGCUGACAAUUCUAAAGAAAUUGCCUUGAUGGAAGCCAAGAUGGAAAAAUUAUGCGACUUACUGCAUGAGACAAUUUUGCGGACAAAGGAAAAUGUUGAGAAGAAACAGGCUUUGACAUAUGAGGAAAUGGAAGCAGAACGUGAGGAGGAUGAGGUACAAGCUGACACGGAAAGCGAUGAUGAAGAACAACAGAUUUAUAAUCCCCUUAAGUUACCAAUGGGUUGGGAUGGGAAGCCUAUACCAUACUGGUUAUAUAAGCUUCAUGGCCUUGGUCAGGAAUUCAAGUGUGAGAUAUGUGGGAACCACAGUUAUUGGGGCCGCAGGGCUUAUGAGCGGCAUUUCAAGGAAUGGCGACAUCAGCAUGGAAUGCGUUGUCUUGGCAUUCCAAAUACCAAGAAUUUCAAUGAAAUCACAUCAAUAGAGGAAGCAAAGCAUCUAUGGGAGAGAAUACAGGAACGGUCAGGAGUGAACAAAUGGCGCCCUGACCUUGAAGAGGAAUAUGAAGACAGAGAGGGUAACAUUUACAACAAGAAGACGUACACUGAUUUGCAGCGCCAAGGACUGAUUUAAUGAUAAACAGUAGUUUCAGAUCAUUCUUCCUUCCAAAUAAGUUUCAUGGGAACUAGGAAGAAAGAUCUCAAUCAGUCAAUCUGUGAUUUGGAUCUUUUUAAUGCUUGUGGAAGGGGGAAGAGAGAAGUAAGCAGACAGAUGUGUUUGGAUGGUCAAGAAUGGAUAUAAUAGCAUCUGUCCCCCAAAUGCUCAUUAAAACAAAGCAGCUUUUAAGUGAGAUACUACUACUACUAGGAAUGCUCAAGAGUAUUUUGUAGUUGUGUAGGAUAUUUUUAUGGAAUGAAGUUGUAGUUAUACCUUCAGUGGUUUAUUGAUUGUAAUAUGCCAUCAACACCCUCAUGCUUCAGUGGGCCACAUUUUGUAUCUCUAUAAUUGUAGGAUAAUUGUCUUUGGGAACUCAAGUAGUCAAGUUUUACUGAUUAUAGGAGCCUUUUCAUCUUUUAUGGACUGCAGUCUAGCUGCAAAAUACCUCCUUGAUCAAGGUUCCUCAUCGUGAUUGAACUGUAUCUGGAUUCCGAGUUCCGAGUUUUACGGGAAUGCUCUCUUCAACAUCGA
Molecule: messenger RNA, 2295 nt
Organism: Cornus florida
Lineage: Eukaryota; Viridiplantae; Streptophyta; Magnoliopsida; Cornales; Cornaceae
Product: splicing factor SF3a60 homolog
Exons: 13
Coding region: 211-1740 (509 amino acids)
Biological process (GO): mRNA splicing, via spliceosome
Cellular component (GO): nucleus; spliceosomal complex
Molecular function (GO): zinc ion binding; RNA binding
Source: RefSeq, a predicted model, not a curated record